This is a messenger RNA of Podarcis lilfordi (Lilford's wall lizard), 35848 nucleotides long. NCBI's taxonomy places the organism in Eukaryota, Metazoa, Chordata, Lepidosauria, Squamata, Lacertidae. The record is from the annotation of a GenBank genome assembly.
AUGAACGGCUGGGACAGGUAGGAGCUUCCUGUCUUGUGUGACUUGGAGGGUUGAGCCCAACAGUAGUCAAACUCAGAGCGGAUCCACAGAAACCGGAAUGUGGAGCUCACUCCUCCCAGGAAUGGCCCCCAACUUGGAUGGCUUUAAAGCAGAUUCAUGGAGAAGGAGGAGGCGAUCAAUGGCUGCUAGCCACGGUCGGAGGGAGCAAAUGCUUUUCAGGAGACCAGAGGGGCCCGUGUGCUCAAAUCCGACUUGGGGUUUCCCACAAUGGGCAUCUGGUUGGCAACUGUGAGAAGAGGAUGAUGGACUAGAUGGGCUUGAUCCAGCAGGCUAUUCUUAUUUUCUUACUGACGGACUUGACUGUGUAAGAUCCAUUAAUUUCAGUGGGUCUUCUCUGAGGAGAACUUAGUUGGUGACAACCCUUGAGGAUGAGGAUGAUGAUUUUAAGAUGUCACUGUGGCCUGGUGUCUGGAAAAAAAGGAAAAUGAUAAGAAUUGGUUCUGGUGACUAAAGCUGGACUCUCCCAUUCUGUUUUUUCCAAGGCAAGGUACCACAGUUGCUGGAGGGCAAUCCGCAGGGACCAGCCCUAGCUUCUUGUUCCCCCAGAAACAUUAAGCUGCCCUGAUAAAGGACUUAGGCCCCAAAUGUAAGAAUCAGCCUGUUGGAUCAGGCCAAGGGCUCGUCUAGUCCAGCAUCCUGCUCUUGCAGUGGCCAGCCAGAUGUUCACUAUGGGAAACCCAAAGCAGGACCCCAGUGCAACAGCAGCAGGGUUCGAAAAUAACCAGGCACAUUUUGCAGCUGGCUUUUGACCACUUGCGACCAAGUGAAUUUGCCAGGAUGCUUCCUGACAUCUCCACCAUCUGGAGGUGCAUGCCUGGGGUUUUCACACACUAAUACCCAACCUUGUAGAAUUCUAUCCAUUAUAUUUUAUCUGUACAAUCGGAAUAAAUUUCAGGAACGAAAAUGCUUUUUCAGUGCAGCCUGAGCAGGAGCAGUGAACCAUGUUAUAGUGAAUUGUUGUCACUUGUCUUGGCUUCCCCCACUGCCCUGCUCAGAGUUGGGAAGAAUAUUCCCACAUCAUGAAUGGUCUGAGUAACCAUUAAGAAAAAGAGGUUGGAACAGGCCAGUAUAUAUGUGAACUGGAUAAAGUGACUUUUCUUCUUUUAAGUUCUCAAAGCUCUUAACCUGGCUCAAGGUUGUCCUCUGAACUAGCCAGAUGUUUAACUGAGAAUCAAUCACAGUCAGUCCAUCAUUUGGAAAAUCAGACUUUAGAGCCGACUUACCCCAGAAUGGCAACUAGACAUUUCGUUUUGGCGACUGUGACCUUGGUCUAUGGCAGGGGGUCAGCAAACUUUUUCAGCAGGGGGCCGGUCCACUGUCCUUCAAACCUUGUGGGGGGCCGGACUAUAUUUUUUGGGGGAGGGGAAUGAACGAAUUCCUAUGCCCCGCAAAUAACCCAGAGAUGCAUUUUAAAUAAAAGCACACAUUCUACUCAUGUAAAAACACACUGAUUCCCAGACCGUCCACAGGCCAGACUGAGAAGGCGAUUGGGCCGGAUCUGGCCCCCGGGCCUUAGUUUGCCUAACCUGGUCUACGGAGCCAUUUGGCUCCUAGCUUAUAUAUCUGAGUUUCUAACACUGAACAGCAGCAACUCUCCCCACUUGCAACUCCCAGCAACAGUAGAGGGAGAACAUAAGUGACUGUGGCUGGUAUCUGCUGAUAAGUCUUGUCCUGUGCAGAUUUGUCUAACCCGCCCCCUAACCUGCAAGGGGUUGGAAUAGAUGACCCUUGGUGCCUUCCAAUUCCACAGUUCUGUGAUUCUGUUAUUACAACCAAGCGAAAGGACUACCAUGCUGAGGGGCAUUGCCUGGGAGAGAAGAGGUGUGGCCUGGAAAAAGAGAGAGUCCUCAGGGCUGGACAGUGGGUCGCAUUUGCCCCCAAGGCCCCCCACCCCAAUCUCUAGAGGCAGUAGCUGUGCAUCACAAGCAUAUGAACUCACUCCUAGGGGCUGAGGUCCCUUCGAGUCCUCACAAUAAAAUAUUUGAGGGGCUAAGGCCCCCCAAAGUUGAUGGGCAUUGCCAUUCAAAUGGUAUGUGUGAUCAAUUAUGGCGGGGGGCUUACCUGCCCCCCUACAAACAAUCUGGGGUAUGUGGUGGCACAGUUAGGAACGGGCAGUAACUCAUCUGAUACAGCCAGGAAAACCUUGGAGACUGUUUAAGGGGCAGCCUUUAGUUAGGAGCACAACCAGUUCUUGCAAUUCUCUGCCAUGGGAAGCAGCGAAGGAGGCAAAUUGGUGGCAGAGAGGAAUUCAAACAGCCCCUGAGUUUUGGAGUUUAAGAUCAGUUGCCAGGGAGGGCUGGUGGUGCUCAUCUCCUGUUUGCAGGGUUCCCCCGAGACAUCUCUGGCUGGGCGCUGAGGGAAUCCGGACGCUGCUUGAUGCGACAGACCUAUAUUCCUGCAUUGCAAAAUCUGUGUGUGAGAGAGCAAGAGGCAGGAAUAGGAAGUCCACCCUGUAUUGUUUGAGGUGUGCGCAGCCUAGUUCCCUAUGCAUUCCCUCCCUCUCUUUCUCCCGCUGGCAAACAAGGCCACUUGAGACCGGGUGUUGCAGUGAAAUUGCCAUGAUCCGUAAGUGACCCAGGUAGGGCUGGACCCGUAAAAUGCAGGUGGCUGGUCCGUGGUGUGUAGGGAAGCCUCUCUGCUUGCUCCCAGAUGCUCUCUUCUCCACCUGACUUUGAGCAAGGAGGACCUAACCCCAUAGCAUAGCUGUCAACUUUUCCCUUUUCUUGCAAGGAAUCCUAUUCGGAAUAAGGGAAUUUCCCUUUUAAAAAGUUGGCAGCUAUGCCCCAUAGGUAUGUAAGGGGGCAAGUCCUUGCCCUUUCCUACCAGCUGCCAAAAGUCAACAGGUGGAAACUUGAGGUGAAACCUGACUUCCUUGGCUAACGCUACACUUGUUGGACUUGACGCCUGCAAUGGGACUCCCUGUAAGAAAAAGCGGCAUCAAACACGACCUCCUUCUCCCCGUAUCCACUGCCUGGCUUCUGCGUUGUGGUCAUAUAUGAGUGUGACCAAGAUGAGGACCCAGCCGCAGACCCUUGUUUUUAGUAGUUGAAGUUCCCAUUUUCUUCCCUUUGUGUAAAGGAGAGGGAUUUGGGGGGCUGUUGUUGUAUGGAAGAAGGGUGCUCCUUGCGCUGCAUCCCCUUCAGAGAUCCUGAAGUUGUGUGCGCAUGUAAUGCAUGUUCCAUCCACAGAGGGCAGGAGCUCCUUGGCCCUCCAGGCGCUGCUGUACUACAACUCCCAUUGCCACACACACAUGUACAUGCACGCGCACACACACUCUAUCAAACAAUGCGUGGGGGGGGGCUACUGAGAUCUGAGGGGCCAGCAACAGCUGGAGGGACACAGACGUUUCCCUGGCCCUGACAUUGGGAGGCACUGUGUCCCUUUCACCCCCCCCCCACCCCCAGUAUUAAACAUACUGCCUACCAACAUGUUUCAGAAUCUUUCCACACUGCCCUGUGGCUUUUAAAUUAAAUAACUUCUAAUUAGCUUUAAUCCUGAAUAACCAAACAAAAUGUUAAAAAAAACCCAAAACUUGUGCACCCCCCCAACUUUUAUUUAUUUAUUUUGCAGGCAUGGUAGGGUUCCUUAAAGCACCCACUGUCCUUUCUUUCCCCCAUUUCUCUACACUCCCCCCCCCAGAAAAAGGCGGGGGUUUGGGGGGGGUUGUAUUUUGGUUGUGUCCUCAUGCUGCUUUCAACUCAAGACUGGCUCCUGUGACUGACAAGCGAUGGGGAUGUGUGGCACAGGAAGGGUUAAGGUCUGCCAUUUUGUUAUGUAACACCCUUAAUGGACAUAUCAGUGAAUGGCAUGAAGAUGGCAGGGCUUAACCCUUCGUGUGCUGCAGCUCAAAGCUCGACUCUGUAGAGUCCCCCCCCCCCUUUGUUUUGUUUUUAAAGCUUUGACUCCAAACACACACACCUUUUAAAAAGAAUCCCAAAAUGCAACUUGAUUUCUCUCUCUUCAGACAUAGCAUAUAUAUAUAUAUAUAUAUAUGCGCAUACAUAUCAGGUUAAUGAAAUAGAACUUGCCUUUUAAAAUAAGUGUCAGUCUUUAUUCAACUUGAGUCCUGCUGUAAGUAGGUUGGUUGAUAUCAAUGGACCUACAGUUUGGCUGCAAUCCUUAAACCUUAUUUACCUGGGAGUAAGCCCCAGCAAAUUUAAUAGGACUUACUUCAGAGUAGACCUGACUGGAUUGCACUGUCCUGCCCAACAUUAUUUUCAAGGAGCUACUCUGAGUAGAACUGAAGACAGCUACAUUCCGGAAUAUGAGCUGUAAUAUCUGAUAUUUUUCUUUUUCCAAAUAAUUCUAGGAAUGUAGGGAAAAUGUGUUGGGGUUUUUUGUUUUUUGUUUUUUAAGGGACCUGUUUCAUAAAGGAGAGAAACUUUUAUUUUCUGCUUUUCUUUAAGGCUAAAACAUAUAUAACAUUAUUAUUAUUAUUAUUAUUAUUAUUAUUAUUACUACUACAACCAAGAAUACUACUCUGUUUACUUGGAGAGAGGAGGGGGCCUUCCUUUUUUUAAAAAAAAAAUACAUAUGUCCACAGGUACAAUUCCAUGCUUUAGCUGAGAUUCCUGCAUUGCAGGGGGUUGGACUAGAUGACCCUUGGGUCCCUUCCAACUCUACGGUUCUGAUUCAACAGAAUAAAUAAGUAGGGAGUGGGUUUAUAAGGAUCAAGGGAGGAAGAGUGUUUCCUGGACCAGAGUGUAAUAAAAAAGGUCCAGGCAGAGGAAACUUUUGUUUCACUUGACAUUGAAAAGCUUGUAAAUGAAAGUUGGCGCAAGCUAUUUGCACUCGCAUGGAGCGCUCGCCACAUAAAAAGAGCCCUGCGGCCGCAGGAUCAGGCCAUUUAGCCCAGCAUCCUGUCCUGAGCGUGGCCAGGCAAAUGCCCCCAUGAGAAGCCCACAAGCACAACUGGAAUCCAGACCGCAGAGUUUCCCAAACUUAGGCUGUUUAUUGGUGGGUUUUUGUUUGUUUUUUACUACAAUUACCACCAUCCCUGGCCACUGGUCCUGCUAGCUAAGGAUGAUGGGAGUUGUAGUCCAGAAACAGCUGGAGAAUUAAGUUUGGGAAACCCUGAUCUAGAGGCAUUUACCACCUCUGACCGUGCUGGCAGAACAGCAGCCAUCCUGACUGGUAGCCAUGGAAUCGUCCUGUUCUCUUCGCCUUCCUUACACACCGAUGUUUUUCCUUGGUUGUCUAGUGGGGAUUGUUCUUCGCCUCUCCAGCAUUCUGCUCUCUCUGGAGACCCAUUUCCUUAAGAUAUAGGCUUUGAUUUGCAUUAGUGCUGGAGGCAGCAGCCCUGGUUCUUGUCCAGAGAGGCUGCCGUUCCGCAUGCUAAGUUGAGUGGCUUUCUGUUUUUCAUUGGCUUGUUCGGUUUAUCCUCCCUGCACCCCUACUUUCCUCCAGAAGGAGCUCAGAGAGGUCUGUGCAUGUGGCCCUCCCUCGCAGGGUUGUUGUUGCUGCUUCUGUUCAGAUGACAUUGAUGUUUUUUAGAAAGCAAGCUAGUUUCUAUACAUGGACUCUCACAUGCCCCUCUGCAUGCAUCCAGGCAAACGAGAGGCGCGAUCGGGAUUCCAGGGCAAUUCUCAGUUGGUUGAGAGACUGUUACUCUCAGGGUCGUGGGUUCGAAACCCACAUUAGGCAAAAGCUUCCUGCAUUGCAGGGGUUGGACUAGAUGACCCUUGUGGUCCCUUCCAACUAUGACUCCAACCAGACAAAAACACUCAAGAGGAAGAGUGCUUUGCCCCCACCCCACACAGGCUUCAACAUCCCUGUCCCUGCUGUAGACAACGACCCUGCAAGGUAAGCCUAGCCACAAGGCCAGUUGCGCCUGUCAUAACCCUAACCCACCACUUCCUCUCAAAGGAGCCCAGGGCAGCAGAGAGAUGGGCAAUCCAAAAAUAAAGCUGAAACAUUUUUAAAGCAAUUGCAAUUAAAAACAUCUCAGAGCUGUUACAGCAUUCUUCUAUCCAGUGGUCUUAGGGCUGCCUGCAACAGUCUUCUUCAGCCACCACCAAAUGCUUGGGUAAACAAGGUAAAGGUAAAGGUACCCCUGCCCGUACGGGCCAGUCUUGCCAGACUCUAGGGUUGUGCGCUCAUCUCACUCUAGAGGCCGGGAGCCAGCGCUGUCCGCAGACACUUCCGGGUCACGUGGCCAGCGUGACAAGCUGCAUCUGGCGAGCCAGCGCAGCAGACGGAACGCCGUUUACCUUCCCGCUAGUAAGCGGCCCCUAUUUAUCUACUUGCACCCGGGGGUGCUUUCGAACUGCUAGGUUGGCAGGCGCUGGGACCGAGCGACGGGAGCGCACCCCGCCACGGGGAUUCGAACUGCCGACCUGACGAUCGGCAAGUCCUAGGCGCUGAGGUUUUACCCACAGCGCCACCCGCGUCCCACCCGCAUGGGUAAACAAGGAACGUGUUCAAAUAAUAAGCAUGCCUCCUCCCGUGUAGACCUGUCCAUAUGGUGAGGGUGAUGCCCUUUCCCAACGCUCAUCCCUCAAUAUCCCUGCAUCAGAGGUGGAAAUAGGAACUUUGGAAGCUGCCUUAUGCAGCCGGACUACUUGUCCCUCUAGCUCUGCAUUCCUACACUGGCUGGCAGCAGCACCUCUCCAGGCAGUUAGAAAUUAGCAGGCACCUUUUGCAACUGGCGCAGGCCCAAUUGCGACCACACGGAGACCUCUAGGUUCCAGUUUGGCAACUGGGGUCCCUUAGAAGGAUCUGAAAUAUUUUCCUUGAAGCUUGAAUUUAUUUUAUUCUGGAUUGUUUGAUUUGAUGUUUUAAUGUGUUGCAAACCGCCCCUUUCCUAGUACGUUUGUUUGCACGCAGAGUUAGCUGGUUGCCCAAAACUCACAGGAUCAAGAAAGAUUUCCUUUAUUUUCGGGCAGCAGGUAGAACUUGCUCUGGCGGCUGUAGUGGCAGCUAUGUAUGGAAAUGUCUGUACAUAACCGAUUUCUUUUUCUCUGAGCUGAGCCGCUGGGUAGAGUUGUUGCUGCUUGCGGAUUUCUGUUUGGGAGCAUCUAGUUGGCCACUGUGAGGGCACGAUGCCGGACUCAAUGGGACUCCCCUCUGGUCUAGCCAGCUGCAGGGCUCUCCUCACCUUCAUAAACUGAAAUUUACCCUUUGCUUUUUCUUUUCUUUCCUUUCCCUUAUAACCUUCCCUGCAGUGGCGAAAGAAAGCGGUAUUACUCUCCCGCAAGCUCCUUUUCCCUUCGCCUCUCUUCCGAGCAGGAGGUGAAUUUAUGUCAAUAUGUGAUAGGAUUCUGUCACGAGGCACCCCAUGCUGGAAAAGACACUGCCUGAAUUAUACCAGGUUUGUCUCCAUUUCUUUAAAGGGAGGCGGUUGGGGGUAUUAAAAAAAAAAGUUUCUGGGGCUGCAAACAAACAAACCCCAGCUUCCUGUCUUCUACGUGAUAGAAGGGCCUGUCCCCCAUUAUUGUGACAGACAGGAAAAGGGGUGGUGGGUGUUAAGCAAGUGGCGAGUCGAGAAUUGCAGAGAGGUAACUAGGCUGAAACUGACAAAGGUUGUGAGGUUUUCUUCUUCCUUUAGUUUGCAGGCUGGACUAACCACUAAAUCAUAGAAUUGCAGAGUUGGGAGGCUCCUUGCCCAUUGAAAGGAGUCUCUGCCCAGGAGUUUUGUGGCUUCCCUACCCCUAGGAGGGAGCACUUCAAGCGUAACUGUAGGUCCAGUUCUCCUUCCUCCUUAAGUCCUGCUGGGAUCCGGUUGUGCAAGGUGUUUACACACACACACACAAACACAACUUUAUUCAUGCCGCAUUUUGUGCUUCUGUUCUGCAUCUUUGUGCUGUCCACCGCCCUGACAGGGCGUUGUACCAAUUUAACAAACAAACAACAGCUCUCUUCGGGUGCAAAAUUCUGCAGACAAAUUGUGAGCUUUGGGAAUGGGGAGCCCUUGCAACCCCCCUGGAUCUUGGGCUCUGACUGCCACCACUCCUAACCAUUGGCUGCACUGCCUGCAGGGAGAGGGGAGUCCCUACACCAUCUGCGGAGGGGGGUGGGCAAGCCCCUUGAUCUGAGGAGCCAGUUCCUAGGGGCCAAGGUCCCUUGGGGCCCCCAUAACAUAUUUGGGGGCUGCCCCUCUCCAAAGUUGAUAGGCAUUGCCAUUCAAACAGUGUGCGUACACCGCAGCAUGUGCUCGAUUCUGUGGGGCGGGGCUUACCUACCCCCCCACCUCAAUAUUUUAUUCAGGUUGGCACCCCUGGCAGCCGGUGGCAGCGGGCUGGGCGCCAGAGAAUCCUGCCUCUCUCCCAAAUUGACAGAGCAGCUUCCUAGACCUCGUGGUUUGCAAAAUGCGCUGCUGCUUCGGCUCUGUGAAGUCUGGAAGGGUUUUCCGUUGCAGGGACAGGCCACCUGCGGCAAAAGCAUUGCUUUUCCUGCCUCCACCUUGUUUUUUUACGGAGGGGGAAGUUUCUUCCUCCUGUGCAAUGCAUCCUGGGAAACCUUCCCUCCCCCCCCCCCCACCUUCCUGGUUUGGAGAAAAGUUGCUUUUUCUUUGCCAACUCCCCGCUGGGUGAUCCUCCUGGGGGCUGGGCUCAUGGUGUUCAUCGCACACCCCCUAGUCCUUGACUUCGCACCCCCCUUUUUUUCUACAUCUGUCUUUUGUGGGCACCCCAUCCCACCCCGCUUCUCCAAAAUGGCUUUCUCAAGCCCGGCCAGCUGACCACCACCUGCGCUGCCCCUUUAAGAGCACGCGGUGGGGUGGUCUCCCCCACCCCCUUCCCAUUUAUUCCCUGGGACUCUGUGUUCUGGAAUGCCCAUCUGCAGCCCCCCAGCCCCACCCCACCCACAAGCAGAUGCAGGGACGGUGGCCGCAGCCGCUCUCGCGCUCUCUCUGCUGCGAGGGGUUAACAACACAUAGCCUUGUUGUCUGGAACCAGUUCAGACCGGUUUUCUGGAAAGUGCUUUGUCUCUCCCACUGAAUCCUGGGAAAGGGUCAUGUGUGGACCCAGUGAUGUCAUGGGAUCACAAACUGACUCAGCUCUUUGCUCCCUGCCCUUCCCCACCCCCGCAACGCCAACCCCCAAAUCAGAAGAGGUUUGGUGUGUGUGUGUGUGUGUGUGUGUCUGCCUCUCUUGCAGGUACAAUUGGAGAGGGAACACACGCCCCCCCCCAGGGUGGGGGCAAAAUGCAACCCUCCACCCCACCACCACUUUUAAAAAAACUUUUUUUUAAAGCCCCCCAAAUCUCUCCCAACUACUUCCACGAGUUUUGAGCACUUCCUGUGCAAAACCGGUGGGGAGGGAGGGGUGCAGAGAAUGGCUCCCCCACAGCCCUUCUCCUUUAAGACAUUCUCUCUGGUGGCUUUUAGGGCCGGUGGCGGAAUAAAGCCUGUGAUCUCUUUAGCAGUAAAAGGCAUGUUCUCUGUACCUUAAAAAAAUAAAAUGCAGGGCCUUUUCCAAACCCCAGGAUGUGCCAGGAGGGACUUGGAAACUUUCAGUCAUGAGAAGCAGGUGUUCAGGAUAACGGGCAGGUUUUUAAAGGGGAGGGGGAGGCAAGCAAAAUUAAGCAGGUUUUUUUAAAAAAUUGUGGGUAGGGAGUCUCCAUAUCUUCUUGCAGUGAACUUGCCCCUGAUUUCCAAAAACCCAUUUUGACUUCGCAUUUUUCCAUUUCCCCAUGAAUUGCGUUGUGAGUUCUGCUUGAAACAGAGCUGAGCACCCACUUUUGCACUCUCUAAGCAGCUAGUUCAGACUGCUGCUUCUUUAUUGCUAUUAUUAAAAAAAAACCACAUUGUGAUACUCUGAUCUGUGUUGCCUGGAUGAAUUUACCUUCUUCCUCUUCCCUCCCCUUUUCCUUUCCUUGUGUUACUUCCCCACUCCAUCAGAGUACCAUAAUGACAGAAGAAGCUUGCCGGACGCGAAGUCAGAAGCGCGCCCUCGAGCGGGAGAUCACCCAGAACGACGUGGACUGCAAGAAGAUGAAGAUGGACAAGGGACUCCUGGGGGCCCCCGAGGCCAACGCAGAAGGGGGAGACCUCAAGGUGAAGAGUGAACCCACAUCUGGGAGAGUCCAGGGACUGUUAAAAGGAGGGGAGAUGAAAGCCACGAUCAAAGUGGAGGUGCAGACGGGAGACGAGCCGGUGGACAUGAGCACCUCGAAAAGGUAGGUAGCCUGUAGAUGUCAAGGAGAUAAAGAACUACACAGCUUGUGGAAGACAUCUGAAGGCAGCCCUGUAUCAGGACGUUUUUAAUAUUUGACAUUUUAUUGUGUUUUUAUAUGUACUGGAAGCGACCCAGAGUGGCUGGGGAAACCCAGCCAGAUGGAUAGUGUAUAUUAUUAUUAUUAUUAUUACUACUACUACUACUACUACUACUACUACUACAGUCAUACCUCAGGUUACAGACGCUUCAUGUUGUGUUUUUUCGGGUUACGGACCCGCUGAAACCCGAAAGUACUGGAACGGGUUACUUCCGGGUUUUGGCGCAUGCACAGAAGCACUGAAUCGCAACCCGCGCGUGUGCAAACGUGCCGCUGCAGGCUGUGACUGCUGCGGGUUGUGAACGUGCAUUCCGCACGGAUCAUGUUCGCAACGCAAGCAUCCACUGUAUUAUUAUUAUUAUUAUAAUACCACCCUUGGGUGUCCCAACAGCACCUGGAAGGAUGCACGUUUUCCCCAUCCCUAAUCCAAGAAGAGCCAAUCCCCUUUCUCAGAAAAGAAUUCCUCUUCUGAAAAGAGGCAUUCCUCCCAUGAGAUCUGCAGGGCCACUGGUUUCCCUGUCCCUGAUCGAAGAAGAGGCAUUUCUCCUUUCUCAGGGUGAAUUGCUCUUCUGAAGAGAGGCAUUCUCCCAGCUCUCGCCCAUCCCCGGCAUCUCCAGGGACUCCUGCCUGAAGCCCUUGAGAUCCACUGCCAGUCAGAGUGGGCAGUUCUGAGCUCAUGGGUCCAAGGGUCUGACUCUGUAUAACCCCUGGGGGGAUGCAGGUCUUUCAAGGUCCUGGUCUAGACGAACGCACUCCUCCAUCUCUUGCAUGCAAAAUGAAUGUGACAUCUUAGUUCAGGAAAACACCAAGGGGACCUCCUUCCAUAGCAGGGAUGGGGAGCCUCUGUGGCCCUCCAGAUGUUCAACUCCCCAUCAUCCUUGGCCAUUGGAGGGGAGAGCUGCUCUUGCGCUCUGGUCCUACCUGAGGUUUUCCAAAGGCACCUGGUUGGCUCCUGCGAGAACAGGCUAGAUGGGCCAUUGACCUGAUCUAGCAGACUCUACUUCAGGCAGAGGCAAACUCAGCCCUCCAGAUGUUUUGAGACUACAGUUCCCACCAUCCCUGACCACUGGUUCCGUUAGCUAGGGAUGAUGGGAGUUGUAGUCCCAAAACAUCUGGAGGGCCGAGUUUGCCUGUGCCUGCUCUUCUUAUGUUCUUAAAGCAGACCAGUGGGAGAAUCUUGGGCCCAGUCUUAGGUGAAAAGCCCGUUGUUAUUUAUUUUGGGCUGCAGUUUGCAGUUUUUCUCGAGUGGCAUGGUGUCCUCUUUGUAAGUGCAUGCCUUCAUUUGGCCAAAAGACACACGCUCAGCAGCCAUCUAUAAAAAGUGUUUUCCAAGGCUGGUGAUGAGCAAGGAGCAUUCUGGGGAGGCCAUUUGCAGGCUCCGCUUUCCCUGCUCUUUUAAACCCUUAACCCUGGAGCCAUUUAUUUUGUGGGCACAAUUGGUGGAAAUGUGAGAAGGUCCACGUUUUAAUUUUAAUAUCAACUGCCCCGUCCUGCCCAGGUGCCUCUUCACCCUUCUUGGAAAACUACCUGACGCCUGGUAGUGUUUAAGGCUGUGCUGAAUUUUAAAAGAUUUAUUUGGGAUUGAUAACAAGGAUCCUUGACCUACCAGCUCUUCCGGGAGGACAGGUUAUGCUGAUGAGCUCUGUGUGUGUGUCGUUUGUGUAUGUGUUCAUUUGUUCUCCACACCCCACCCUACAGGCACUAUUCACCACACAAUUUCAAACUCUGCAAAGAUGUUCUUCUGAGAUAUUUUAUUUUAUUUGAGGAGGAGGGUGGGAGAGAUGGAAUUUAUUUCUGCUCUUUUUACUUCCUGUUGGGGAGAAACUUCCUGGAUUCCAAAGAGACUUCUUUCAUCCCCAAGAUAAGUUACUGCAGGCACACACUCACAUGACUCUUCCUGUGUGUUCACACCUGGGAGGGACAUUCAAAUCUGCUGUGUAUCCAGAACAAUAGGGACUGGAACCUUGCUACGUUUUUAGAGGAAGGCCUCAUGCAGGGCUCUUUUCUAUAUUGCACAAUGUUAGUUGUGUCCGUCAGUUUUGGUUCCUCUGCUCAGAAUGUCCCAUGUCCAGUCCCUGCCAUCUCCAGGUAGUCGAGAUUCUCGCCUGGGCAGCUUCCACCAGUAAUUGGUAGGAGACAAUACUUGCCAUUCUUUGUUCUUUAGUACUGAGCUAGUGCUCUGACUCUGCAUCCUGUAUGAUUUCAGAUUCCAGAUCAGUGUUUCCCAAACUUGGGUCUCCAGCUGUUGUUGGACUACGAGUCCCAUCAUCCCUAGCUAGCAGGACCCGUGGUCAAGGAUGAUGGGAAUUGUAGUCCAACAACAGCUGGAGACCCAAGUUUGGGAAACACUGUUCUAGAACCAUGAGGGCUAGAAUAUUCUUCUUGUCUUUUAAAGACAGGAGCCUGAACUCUGUGCUAGAGCACCUGCUUUGUACCCAGAACAUCCCAGGUUCUAAUCCUGAUUUAUAUCCAGGUGGGGGCUGAGGAAGACAAACACACACACACUCACACACACACACACCCCUAAAACUUUGGGCAGUUGCUGCCAAGUGAACAAUGCAGGGGAGGGAAGGCUGAGCUGAAUGAAGCCAGAGCUCUGUGCAAGGCAACUUUCCAACAGCAUGAAGGAGAAGCAGCUUGGAUAGAUGGAUGGAUGGAUGGAUGGAUGGAUGGAUGGAUAGAAGUUCUUUGUGUUGUAUUGAGUUUAUUAUCCACUGCUUAGGGAAUAAGUGCUGUUAUUAUCCACUGCUGUUGUAAUAAGUGGUACAUAAAUGGUUGAAAAUGAAUAAUGAUGAUAAUAUUAAAAAUAGAAAUACCCACAUGAACAAUAAAUGCUGCAGUAAAAGAAAAAAGAAAGAAAAGCUGCCUGGACAGCUGUUGCAGGGGGUUGGACUAAAUGACCCACAGGGGUCCCUUCCAAUGCAACCAUUCUAUUAUCCUUCCUCCAACGCCCUGAAAAAGGACUUUAAUCUUUGGAGGAAAUAAGUUCCACUGGACCUGAUGGAGGCUUGCUCCCAAGUAUGUUGAGGUUUGAACAAGGGAGGAGGCCCAACCUAAAAAGCACUGUGGGCAGUAGAAGUGUGUGAAUUUGUGCACAGUUUUUCCUUGCAGUGUCUUCCUAGAUUUGCAUACAUUUCCCACCAUUGUACCCAAAGAGGCUCACAAGGAUACCCUGAUAUUUUCAUUUUCAGCUGCUGCUGUUGUUUGCAUUGUUUUGAGUUUAUUAUACGCUGCUGCGUAGAAUCAUAGAAUCCUAGAGUUGGAAGAGACCCCAAGGGCCAUCGAGUCCAACCCCCUGCCAAGCAGGAAACACCAUCAGAGCACUCCUGACAUAUGGUUGUCAAGCCUCUGCUUAAAGACCUCCAAAGAAGGAGACUCCACCACACUCCUUGGCAGCAAAUUCCACUGUCAAACAGCUCUUACUGUCAGGAAGUUCUUCCUAAUGUUUAGGUGGAAUCUUCUUUCUUGUAGUUUGGAUCCAUUGCUCCGUGUCCGCUUCUCUGGAGCAGCAGAAAACAACCUUUCUCCGUAGAGGCUGCUGCAAUUGAGUGGUAUAUAAAUUGUUGAAAAUAAUAACUCAGUUGGUUAGAGCGCAGUGCUGAUAAUGCCAAGGUUGCAGGUCUGAUUCCCGGACAGCUGUGUAUUCCUGCGUUGCAGGGGGUUGGACUGCAUGAUCCUCAGGGUCUCUUCUAACGUUAUACUGUCAUACCUCUUGUUGUGUUUGCUUCACAUUGCAGCUUUUCAGGUUGCGAACAUGGUAAACCUUGCGCAGAAACGUUCUGCACGCUUCGCACAUGUGCAGAAGCGCUCUAUCGCGCUCCGCGCUUGCGCAGAAGUGCCGCCCUAGUUGCAGACUUUUCAGGGUGCGAACGGCAUCCCAGAAUGGAUCGUGUCCGCAACUAGAGGUACCACUGUAAUUCUAAUAGUUAUUUGCAUUGUUUUGAGUUUAUUAUCCACUGCUUAGGGGCUGUUGUAAUUGAGUGGUACAUAAACUGUUGAAAAUAAAUCAUUUGCAUUGUAGGACCUUUAGGUAUAUAAAAUUGUUGAUGAUGAUCAUAAUAGAUAUUUGCAUUGUUUUGAAUUUAUUAUACACUGCUUGGUGGCUGUAGUUAAUAAGCGGCAUAUAAAUAAUUGAAAAUAAAUAAUGAUAAUAUUAAAAAUAGAAAUACCCACAUGAACAAUAAAUGCUGCAGUAAAAAGAAAAAAGAUAAGAAAAAUCUAAAAUAAUGUGAAUCAAUACAGAAAACAAAUCCAUACACGAUUGUGGGUUAUAUCCAACAUUAGCAAGAGAGCAGAGCUAUUGAAAUGAAUGAACUGCCUUAAGUUCCUUAAUGGGUCUACUCUUAGUUGGAUGAAACCCACCUACAAACAUGAUAUAGUAUUGGUUUGCUUUUUUAAAAAAUAUGUAUACUAUGUUAUGCAUUUUGUGGUUUUAUGUUGUAAACUACCCUCUGCGAUCUUUGGAUGAAGGGCGAUAUAUAAAUUUAAUGAAUGUAUACAAAUAUAAAUAAUAAUCAUAAUAUGUAUUGCCAUAAGAAUAGAAAGUUUCUGUUUGGUAGUCGCUGCAAUAAAUAUAUAAAGAUAUUAUGCAAAAUGAUGCAACUUAGCCAAUGAAAUUAGUGCCUUAAAACGAAGCAGGAGGAAUGACAAUGUUAAAUGCAGAAAUAAAAAAAAAUGUUAGGUGUACAAAACAGGUUCUGCAGAAUCUCACAGUUCAGCUGGUUUCAGAAAGUUUUUUAAGGUUCUUCGUGCCUGCCUGCCUGCCUGCCCUUUUUUUCUGUGUGUGUGUCUGAUUGAGAGAGACUUUUCCUCCUUCCGACCCCCUCCAUUUUCUUUCCACUACCUGUCUCCUCCUCUUCCUCCUCCUCCUCCUCCUCCCUUCCUUCCUCCCCCCACCCCAACAACAACUUCCCACUCCACAAAAUGAAAGCAAAUGUGUCACGAAACCGGUUCCGACCGGUUGGUUGCCAUGACUUUUUCCAGGAUGUGGAAAGGAAUUGUUUUUUGGGUUGUUUUUUUAAUCCACAUGACCAAUGGAAUCAUGUGACUUUUUUGGCGGCAUGGAGGGGGGGGGAGUUCACCGUCUUAUGAUGAUGCUGUGAUAACUGAUUAUGCAAGGGUGACCGUGUGCGUUGUGGAUGUGUGCGAAAGAUUUUUAGUUUGCACGUAGCAGAAGGGGUUAAAACUUGGCCAAUUCUUUUUCUGUGCAAGAGUGCAGCUCAGGAUCCCCAGUGGCUUUCCAGGGUUUCAGAUACAAGGUCUCUUUUUCUCAGCUGUGUCUGGAAAUGCUGGGCAUCAAACCAGGAGCUUCUGAACCCAAAAUCCGACCACUUCCCAGGCUGAAUUUACAUCUCGCUGCUGCCAUCUGUCUCGAGAGGCAAUGGAGUCUGCCUCCGGGGGUGAAGCCAACCCACUGUGUUAGCAGCACUGAAGUGACUUCCCCCCUGGGCGCAAGCCUGGGCCGUGGGUCUGGGGGUCCUGGGCUGCCCAGACAGCAAGACCCCCCUCUCAGCCUCACUGAUGGGGGAUCCAAAGGAAAUCAGAGCAAGACGUUGGGCACCAGCUGGGAUGCAGGAGUUGCCAGAAGGAGGCGGACAAGGCGCCAUCCAACUGCCUUAGGGACUCCACUCUGGAUUUGAGUAGGGUUUAUUCCUUAGCCUUUUCUUCUCCCAAAGACCUUCAGAAGAAGGGUGGUAUAUCAUCAUCAUCAUCAUCCCACAAGGCAGAAGAGGUUCAGGAUCAGAGAAAACAUCUUGCACAGUUCGCAAAUUGGAGGAGUGGGUGUGUUGGGGCUUUUAACAGAAGCCAUUGGUUUGGGAAGCUCUCUGCUUGAUAGUAUUUUGUGGCAGGGAAGCGCAUGAUCUCCUUUGUUGAAAGCAGGCUGGUGUAAUGGGCCCUCUGUAGGAAGAGGAUGCUGAGAUUCCUGCUUUGCAGGGGGUUGGACUGGAUGACCCUUGGGGUGCCUUCCAACUCUACAGUUCUAUGAUUCUGUGAUCAAGACCGGACAUUCCCUUCUGUAGUCAGGGCUGGAAUGUUGCAGACGUCCCAAUCCCAGGUAUCUCCCAAAGAGAGGGCCUUAUUUUCAUUGUUUGAAAUUGUAAGCUGUUUGUGUCCCCUCUCUACGAAUGCCCCGUUUGCUGAACUUGGCAUUGGCCUGGUAGAAACUGCUUUCUUCCUCAAGAGUUCAUUCCUGCAAAACUUGACACUUUAAAAAGCCACAAGCCGGAGCUGUAAAGUUUUCAAGGAAGAGUACAGCGGUAUCUCUGGUUGUGAACGGGAUCCGUUCCGGAGGCCCGUUCGCAACAUGAAAAGAGCGCAACCUGAAGUGCCGUAUCUGCACGGGUGUGUGGCGUGAUUUGGCGCUUGUGCGCAUGCGCAAAGCACAAUUUAGCACUUCUGCACAUGCACGAGCGGCAAAACCUGGAAGUAAUCCUUUCCGGUUCUUCCGGGUCGCCGCAGGACGUAACCUGAAAGAACGUAACAUGAGGUAUGGCUGUACAUUGGCCAGUAUCUGCAUCAACUGCAAGAAAAAUGUUUUACCUAAGUUAGUUCCACUUUGAGUAGACCCAUUGAAAUGAAUGGGCUCCACGUCAGAGGCAAUAAAACACCUUUAAAUAUGGGUUGCCGGGAGUCGUAACUGGGGAGAGUCGGUGUUGUGCUGUAGUCCUGCUUGUGGGAUUCCCUUUGGGGCAUCUAUUUGGCUACUGUGAGGACAAGAGGAUCAGAGUUGGAAGGGGCCCUCUAGGAUCAUCUAGUCCAACCCCCUGCAGUACAGGAAUAUGCAUCUAUCCCUUAUGGGGAUUGAACCUGUAACCUUGGUGUUCUCAGCACCACACUGUAACCAACAGAUGGCUCCCCUCUGGCCUGAUUCAGCUGCAGGGCUCUUUUCUGUAUUGCACAAUGUUAGUUGUGUCCAUGCGUUUUGGUUCCUCUGCUCAGAGUAUGACGACCGCCAGAGACAACAGGAACGCUUGCUUAUUUCCUUGAGGGUUGUUGGAAGAGCUCUUCUGCAGUGCGGUGUAGUGGCUAGCCCAGGGUUUCCCCAACUUAGGCCUACAGCUUUUUUUGGACUACAACUCCCAUCACCCCUAGCUAGCAAGACUAGUGGUUGGGGAUGAUGGGAGUUGUAGUCCAAAAACAGCUGUAGGCCUAAGUUGGGGAAACCCUGGGCUAGACUGUCAGACUAGGAGCUGGGAGACCAGUGUUCGAAUCCCUUCACUCAGCCAUGAAUCUCGCUGGGUAUCAGUCACUGCUUCUCAGGCUAACCUACCUCACAGGGUGGUUGUUCUGUGGGUAGAAUAAGGGGUGAGGAAAGAAUUGAGCUCCUUGGAUAAAAAGGUGGGAUGUAAAUGCAUUAAAUGAUGUUUAAAAAAAGCAAACCAAAAAACAAGCGAGUGGAAACUAAGUCGAGUCUGCAGCAAAAGUCCCAUGUUUAGAUCCAUCCAUCCAUUUAUUUAUUUAUUUAUCUUCUUCUCUGGAAUCAGGUCUGCUUAUCAAAAUAAAGAGGAGGCCUGUGAGAGAGUACUUGAGCUAGGGGCUUGUUUUAUUGUCUACUGAAAGAAGUGAGGGCGGGUGGCGCUGUGGGUUAAACAACAAAGCCUAGGACUUGCCAAUCAGAAGGUCGCGGUUCGAAUCCCCACAACAGGGUGAGCUCCCGUUGCUCAGUCCCUGCUCCUGCCCACCUAGCAGUUCGAAAGCACGAAGUGCAAGUUGAUAAAUAGGUACCGCUCCGUUGGGAAGGUAAACGGCGUUUCCAUGCGCUGCCCUGGUUUUUCCAGAAGCGGCUUAGUCCUGCUGGCCACAUGACCCAGAAGCUGUACGCCAGCUCCCUCGGCCAGUAAAGCGAGAUUAGUGCCACAACCCCAGAGUCGUUCGCGACUGGACCUAAUGGUCAGGGAUCCCUUUACCUUUACUUUUUUUAUUAAUAAUAAUAAUAAUUUAAAAAGAAUUAUUUAUACCCCGCUCUCCCAGGCCAGAGCCGGGCUCAGGGCAGCUAACACCAAUAAAAUCACAGUUAAAACAUAAUAGGGGGGAAACCCAAUUUAAAAUACAGGUUAAAAUGUGUUUUAAUAUGCAGCCUCAUUUUAAUAGUAGCCCAUAGAUCAAAACCAUAAAGGGAGGGAAACGUAAGGGUCAGACUGAGUCCAAACCAAAGGCCAGGCGGAACAGCUCUGUCUUGCAGGCCCUGCGGAAAGAUGUCAAGUCCCACAGGGCCCUAGUCUCUUGGGACAGAGCGUUCCACCAAGUCGGGGCCAGUACUGAAAAGGCCCUAGCUGAGACCAAUCUAACCACCUUGCGACUUGGCAAAGGUGGCCUGGAGACCACCGUUGGUUAGAGCCCAGUGCUGAUAAUACCAAUGCUGCAGGUUCGAUCCCCAUAAGGGGCAGCUACAUAUUCCUGCAGGGGGUUGGACUAGAGGACCCUUAGAACCCCCUCCAACACUAUGAUUCUAAGGAGGAAUAGGACCCUUUGGGUAAUGUUUGCAGAGGAAGAAGUGUGCUCUUUCACAAGCCGCGCUAUAUCUGGCUUGAGCCUCUCAAGUUUAGUGGGUCUCCAAUGAGUUAAGGUUUAAUUGCAUGGGGUCCUAUCGGGUCCACAAAUAUGGCAUGGUUCUUAAGAAACGGGGAAGGGGAAUAACCUCUCUCUCACCUUUUCUCCCCAUUUGGAGGAAUGAUGCAUUUUGAACUGCAUUAGGCUGCCCUCUAGAGACUCUUCUAAGUAUUGCAGCAUCCGCAGAAACCUCUCCUUGAGACCACUUGCUACAAGUGGGGUGAAAGUUCUGCUAAUUUACAACAGCAAGAAUUUUAUUAUUUGUUCCCCGCCCAUCAAACUGGGUUGCCCCAGGCACUCUGGGCGGCUUCCAGUAUAUGCAAAAACAUAAUAAAACAUCAAACAUGAAUAAUAGCAAUCUGAUCAAUAUAAAAAGUCACAAUAACUUUCAAAUGAACAACAUAUCAAAUAAAGCAAUAUUCAAUAAUUCAUUAGAAUCUACUAAUAAACAGUAAGAUUAAACAUCAUCAUCAUAAUACUUAUUUCCUUGACAUCUGAUGGGACGGCAUUCCACAGGGUUCCCUGUAGCUUCGUGUCUCACAGUGAGGGAAGCACCAGAAGGCCCCCAGAGCUUGAUCUAAGUGUCUGGGCUGAACUAGAAGCUCCUAGUCUCAGGACCUUGAGAGACCUGUGGGCAGUGGGCAGUGCCACUGCCUAGCAGGUAUAAAUGGCUGUCGAAAAGCCAGCAUCCCUGGAUCAAGUUCAUUGAUUUUGUCGAAACUAAAUAGUUUCAGUUGGAUGUUGAAUGAAUGUGCACCCAGUUGUUGCUGAAUUUGAUUGUGUUGUUUGCUUCAGUGGGCUGUGCAAACCGCUGUUCUGAACGAUGCUUCUUCAGGGUAGGGGGGUGAGUUUAUGGGAUCAGGGGGGACAGUGCCCUGAAAAGUUCUGUUGCUGUGUACAAGAGGUGGAGGAAUGCCUCCGUUUAGAAGAGCCAUUCUCUCCUGAGAAAGAGGAAUGCCUCUUCCUACUGCAGGACCGAACAACCUUUGGCGCUCUGGGUGCUUCUGGACUCCAUCUGCCAGCAGCCAGCAUGACUAGUGGUCAGGGAUGAUGAAGCGCAGCAGCCUCUCUGAAGGACAUACAUUGGGGAAGGUGGAGUGUUAAUUGAACAACAGCCAGCUGGAACUGUUGCACUGUGUUGUCUUAAUUUACUGUUAUUUAUUCUCAUCUCUCUCUCUGCUUUUCUUUUUGUGUGUGGGGUGGCUCCUCCAGCGACGUCAAGCGAGAGAGGAGGGUCCCUUCGCCUGAUGUAAUAGUACUAUCGGACAACGAGCCGUCGAGCCCAAGAAUGAAUGGAUUGACGAAAAUCCCGUUAAAGGAGACCAGCACAGAGGUGCUGAUGGUAAGUCUUAGCCCUUGCCUUAACGUAGCUGCCUCUCCUCACUCGGGGCAUUCAGGCCAGGCGGCUGUGAGCUUUCUAUUUUCAUUGCUUCCUCCUGUUCUGUCUUCCUCUGGGACUUUUCCUUGGGUGUGGCGCUGAAACAAGCCAUCCCUUUUUGUACAUCUCUUCUGCCCCUCAUCCACGCACAUUUUGCUAAAACUCUGAUUCACCCAGUCACCGCUUGCCUUGACUUCUGCAGCCUCUGGGGCUUUACCCUCAGGGGCAGCUGGAGCCCACUCAGUCUGGGUGCCAAAAUCUAUACAGACGUACCUUGGAAGUCAGGACACGGGUGGCGCUGUGGGUUAAACCACAGAGCCUAGGACUUGCCGAUCAGAAGGUCGGCGGUUUGAAUCCCCGCAACGGGGUGAGCUCCUGUUGCUCGGUCCCUGCUCCUGCCCACCUAGCAGUUCAAAAGCACGUCAAAGUGCAAGUAGAUAAAUAGGUAUCACUCUGGCGGGAAGGUAAACGGCAUUUCCGUGCGCUGCUCCAGUUCACCAGAAGCGGCUUAGUCAUGCUGGCCACAUGACCCGGAAGCUAUACGCCGGCUCCCUUGGCCAAUAAAGCGAGAUGAGCGUGGCAACCCCAGAGUCUUUCAUGACUGGACCUAAUGGUCAGGGGUCCCUUUACCUUUACCUUGGAAGUCAAACGGAAUCCGUCUGGAAGUCCGUUAGACUUCCAAGGCAUGGUUUCCGAUUGGCUGCGGGAAACUGCUCCGGACGUUUGGCUUCCAGAAAUCAUUAGAAAACCGGAAAAAUCAUUUCCUGUUUUUGAUCGUUCAGGAACCAAAACGUUCGAGUUUACAGGUGUUUGGCUUCUGAAGUUCCACUGUACACUGUUUUAUUAUUGAAAAAUAAUAUCACUAAGAAAAAUUAACAAUAAUAAGGUAUUUGAAAAGCUAAAAUGCAGUAGACUGCAAGCAGAUUAAAACUCACACCAGCUUUCUAAAUAUCUGACUAGGCUUGUCUAAACAAAAAAUGUUUUUAGCCAGUGCUGAAAAGGGAUCAGUGAAGGUGCCUGCUUCAUCGCAUAGAAUUGUACAGUAGGAAGGGAUCCCAAGGGUCACCUAGUCCAACCCCCUGUGAUCUAGGAGUCUUUUGCCCAACGUGGGGCUUGAACCCAUGACCCUGAGAUUAAGAGUCACAUGCCACAUGUGACAGUCUGCAGGUGCUGUCCCCAAACCACGCCUGCAGGCAAGCAAAAUGAAAGGUGACGUUGUCACUGGGCAUCCGUAAUGGCAGGUGAUUGACAGGUGAGCAGCCCCACCCACCUGUCAAAGGGGCCCAUAGAGCAAGGAGGGGAGGAGGGAGGUCUGGAGCCAGUCCUGCACCCCUUACCUCCCCAUGGCUGUCGCCUCUCUUCCCUGUACACCCCUCCCCAAAACGUCAACCCUUUUGGCAACCCCCCUAACUGGAGAAUUAAGCCCCCUUUCCCUCUUGCAGAAGAGCAGCCCCGAGGAGCGGGAGCAGAUGAUCAAGCAGCUGAAGGAGGAGCUGCGGUUAGAGGAGGCGAAACUCGUCCUGCUGAAGAAACUGCGGCAGAGUCAGAUACAGAAGGAGACAACGGCUCAGAAGGUGAGAACGCUUCGCUUGCUACUCCGCGGUGGAUUGCCAAGGCAGCUGUGCGCUGGGGGUGGGGGGUGUCCCAAGAAUUUCAGGAACCAAAGAGUCACAUUGACUUUUGAGCCGUCAGGUCCCACAUUGGCAACUAAGCAUUCUGUUUUGGCGACUGUAACCCUGGUUGAAGGAGCCAUUUGGUACCUAGCUCUUAUUUAUGAGUUUCUAACACUGUAGGCCAGGUGUGAGCAGCCCAUCGAGGGCUGCAUUUCCUCUGAGAGAAUCUCUUGGCCGCACGCUGCCACUGGGUGCAAAAACCUUCUGGGUGAAGUCACCUAGAAUAAAGAUUGCCCUGCUUCACCCUUGGAUGCCCCUUGUUUAAAAUAUUCCCAAUCCCUUGCAAGCCUAUUCAGAAGUAAGCUCCACAGAGUCUGAUAAACAGUACAUUCAAAGACUUAUCCCAGUUCCACACACCCCCAACAACAGGCAAAUAGAGAUGUUGUUCUGGAAAGUGGCUUAAAGAACCGUAUUUUUUGCUCUAUAAGACUCACUUUUUCCCUCCUAAAAGUAAGGGGAAAUGUGUGUGCGUCUCAUGGAGCGAAUGCAGGCUGCGCAGCUAUCCCAGAAGCCAGAACAGCAAGAGGGAUCGCUGCUUUCACUGCGCAGCGAUCCCUCUUUCUGUUCUGGCUUCUGAGAUUCAGAAUAUUUUUUUUCUUGUUUUCCUCCUCCAAAAACUAGGUGCGUCUUACGGUCUGAUGCGUCUUAUAGAGCGAAAAAUACGGUAAUUCUUUCAGUGGUGGGGUAUGGGGAUUAAGCCUGAGGACCACACUCCCUUCUGGGGAGGGCCCUGCAUGGCCAUGGUGGGUGGGGCCAGGGGCAGAAGUGGGCGGAGCAACAUUUCAGUAGGCUAAUUUCUAAACGCAGUGGCACACCACCCCUCCCUCUGGAGCAAGCAUGGGGACCUGUGGCAAUUCAGGGUUAGCAGCCUCAAGCUCUCAGCAUCCCUAAGAGCUGGCUGUGUGGGGGCUGCUUGAGAAUUGAGCCUGACCACAUCUGGAGUGGGGGGCCCACAGGGUGCCCCAUCCCAGGCUUGGAGCCGUCAACGGCUGUUGAGAAGCCAAACAGAACUUCCCUGUUCAGCAGCAGUCUACCACUUUGCUUUCUGCUUUCAGGCAUCCCAGCAAGACGUACAGUUGGUUGCUGGGUGUCAGCCUGGGUGUGCUCUAUAGAAAAUACUGUAGGGACUGAGAAGCCUCUUCCCCCUUUGCCCACCCCCAUCCCUAGACUUGUUACCCUCGAGAUGUUGGGCAAUGGCUCCUAAUGGCCCCAGCAGUCCGGGAAGAUGGUAUACGGAAGAUGGGAAAUCCAGCUAUGUUACUGCGUUGUAAUUUUAAAUUUUAUGUUGUAAACUUUUACGCUGUACACUUUUAUAGACUUGCGUUGUGUGGUUUUACAGGGAAGCCUUUCUGCUGUUCGUUGUGAAGGCCUUUGGCUAUAUAUAUAUAUGUAUAUAUGGAUGUGGAUAUAAAGAUAUAGAUAUAGAUACAUACAUUAAAAAUUGAUGGAUUACUUGAAUGCACUGCCACUUGGGGUAUACAAAUCUGAGCUAGACAGACUAUGGUCUGAUUCAAUACAAGGCAGUUUCUGUAUCCCCAGGACACAGGAAGCGAGAGUGCUGGGUAUGGGCAGGUGGGGAAGCCAACUACCGCAACACUCCCAAGGAUUUUCAAUUGUCUGUUCCCUAAUUGAUCUCUCUUUGAUCUCUCUCCCCCGACCCCCUGCAACGUGCCCCUUUUGGCUGAUGCUCCUUGUAGCCCGCCGGCUCCUCAGGAAAUGCCGUGGCGACUCCCCCACCGUUGGUGCGAGGGACGCAGAGCAUCGCCUCCAGCAAGUCAGCCCUCCUCCAGGUCAGUACACGCAAGGGAGCCGUCUGCACAUGGCAGAACUGGAAGCAAAGCUGUGUGUGCAUUUUGCGGGGGGAGAAGUAACAAAAACUCGGGGUGGUGGUGGGGAGUGAGGAGGUUAAGGAGGGGAAGGCAGUUUGUUGGCCCGAAUGCUCUUCCAGAGCCAUCCCAGCAGAUGAGACCUCUUGCAAGUUGGUUCAGACCAGCAAAUAUUCAGCCUUGCUUGAAUCGUAGGCAGGUCAGCUUUUGUGCUGGGACUGGGAAGCAGAUCUUGCUCACACUAACAGAACAGUGCAAGUUUGCAGGUCUGACAGAAAUCCAAAGCUGUUCAACAGCAAGGGAACCAAAAUCUACACUGGUGCUGCCCAGAUAUAUAUUUUUUCCUGAAUUACAAAGCUGCCACAUUUCACUCCUUCCCUCUUCUUUUUAAGCAACCAGCGGUUAAGAAUUAGACACCUUCUCUCUGCAUUGGGAUUGACUGAGUCUCCUCAAAUGUAGCCCAGUACAGAGAGUCUGCUGCAUAAGCUGAAGGAGGCUGAGGCCAGGGAAGUUGCUUAUUCAGAAACACAACAGGAAGAAGCCUCUGCUGGGUAAAGACGCCACAGAGGCUGACUCUUGGGACCUUAAGUCUCCCACAGCCACUCACCCCCAGAUGGGCAACAGGCAGCCUACUUGGAGGUUCUGGGGCAAGAAAGACAUCACCCCCCACCCCCAAGAGAAUCUAUUUAUUUGCUGCAUUUAUAUCCCCCCUUUUUCUCCAUGGAACUCAAGGUGGCUUACAUGAUUCUCCCUCUCCUUGUUUAAUUCCCUGACAACAACCCUGUGAUUGUGCCUUGUCAGCGACCAUGUGAUGAGGGCCAGUGUGGAUUGGUUAGAGCAGGGUUUCCCAGACUUGGGUCUCCAGCUGUUUUUGGUCCUGCUAGCUAGGGAUGAAGGGGGUUGUAGUCCAACAACAGCUGGAGACUCAAGUUUGGGAAACCCUGGUCUUCCCCAGAUCCUAGCCCGACUCUAACCACGACACCACACUGGCCCUAACGCUGUUCUUUAGUCCGUUUUGGAAAUCACUGGUCUGUUUUCACAACCUUCUGAAGAAUAUAGCAAAGAUUCUGGCGACAAAUGAUGCAUCGGUGGGUGGGGUGCUUAUAGAACGGACUUCCUCCUUCACUUCCUUUGUCUUCUCGUGCCAUACAGAAUUCCUCACGUAUUCCCGGGACUGUUAUUCCUCCUCCGUUGAUCCGCGGAGGGCAGCAGGCAUCUUCGAAGCUGGGCUCUCAGCAGAACACGCAGAUAGUCAUGCCUCCUCUGGUGAGAGGAGCACAGGUGAGCUGCUUUUCUCCACCUUGGGCUUUCCGUUUUCUUUCCGCCCCCACAGCCUCAGCUUGAAGGGCUCGGUUGGGGCUGCAGCGCAGGGGUAGAGCAUGCACCCUGCAGGCAGAAGGUCCUGGGUUCAGUCUACGGCAGCUUCUCUAAGCAGGGACCCCUUUCUGAAACCCUGGGGGAGCCACCGUCCGUCAGGGUAGAGGAGAGCUUUCCAAACUUUGUGUCGCAACACCUUAGUGUGUCGGCUGCAGUGUGUAGGUGUGUUGCACAAACACUCCCUACACUCCUCCUGGGGCUGCAAAAGGCGUUAGUUUAACCUCCAGUUUACUAGUGAAACUGAAUGGCUGUGUCGCGAAAUGAUGCAUGUCUAAAAAGUGUGUCACCAACAUGAAGAAUUUGGAAAGCUCUGGUGUAGAGAGUGUUGAGUUAGAUGGAGCACAGUGCUGAUCAUGCCAGGGUUGCAGGUUCGAUCCCUGUAUGGAACAGCUUGCAUAUUCCUGCCUUGCAGGGGGUUGAACUAGACUAGGUGGUCCUCAGCAUCCCUUCCAACUCGGCAGGUCUAUGAUUCUGUAGUGGGCUCCUGCUUUAAAUGGCGCUUCAAUCAGACAUCGGGAUGCAUCAGCUGCUAGCCCUACUCAGAGUACACCCAUUGAAAUUCCUGCAUUUCAGGGGGUUGGACUAGAUGACCCUUGUGGGUCUCUUCCAGCUCUAUGAUUCUAUGAAAUCGAAGGACAUGGAUAACUCCAUGCUCUUAAAUCUUGGUGGAAUUCAGUUGGGUGUUUCAGUAUGACUGGGAGUUUGGCAGAUGGGGAAAGGCUGAACUGUCAGCUUCCAACCUUGUGGUGUGGCCCAAUCAUCCCCUGGAGAACCAGUGGUUAGAGGGUCACUUCAGGACACAGGAGAGACCAGGUUGCAAAUCCCACUCAGCCAUGAAACUCCCUGGGCGCUGCCUGGCAGGGGGCAGGGAGGCAGUCACUGCCUAUCUCAACCUAACCAACCUAUAGAAUCAUAGAAUGGUAGAGUUGGAAGGGACCCGAGGGUCAUCUAGUCCAACCCCCUGCAAUGCAGGAAUCUCUGCUUAAGCAUCCAUGGCAGAGGGCCACCCAACCUCUGCUUGGAAACCUCCAAGGAAGGAGAGUCCACAACCUCCAUAGGGAGUCUGCUCCGCUGUGGGAACAACUCUCACCGUCAGAAAGUUCCUCCUGAAAUUUAGUUGGGAUCUCCUUUCUUGUAACUUGAAGCCAUGGGUUUGAGUCCUACCCUCCAGAGCAGGAAAAAACAGGUUUGUUCCUUCUUCCAUGUGACAGCCCUUCAGAUAUUUGAAGAUGGCUAUCCUAUCUCCUCUCAAGUCAACCUGACACGGUUGUUGUUCUGAACUAUGUAUGCCACCUUGAGCUCCCUGAGGAAAAGCUGGGAUAUAAGUGGAGGAUCAGUUUUUCUGCCAUUUCUUGUCUUCAAAGGGAAAAAGAAGUUAAUAUUCUUGCUCUCUUAUUCCCCCUCCUUUCUGCAUCUCCCCCAUUGCGCCAUCUUCCUCUCUGCCUUCUUCCUCCUUUGGCUGUCAUCCUCCACUCCCCCUCUUCUAAAUUUUCUCUUCCAUCCCCCCUCGGAUCCCAUCUAUAUCAGCCCAUCUCUGUGUCUCCCCAGCAAAUCCACAACAUCCGCCAGCACUCCAGCUCGGGGCCCCCUCCCCUGCUCCUGGCCCCGCGGGCCUCCGUCCCCAGCGUGCAGAUCCAGGGCCAGCGUAUCAUUCAGCAGGGCCUCAUCCGCGUCGCCAACGUCCCCAACGCAAGCCUCCUGGUCAACAUCCCACAGGUGAGGAGCUGCAAGAGCGGGGCGGGGGGGCGGGCAGGCGCCACCCCAGAGGCAGCAGCCAGGUGGUACUGGCUGGGGUCCCAUUUAUAUGUUAUAUAACUCGUGUUUAAACACAGCUGCAGUGGUUGCCAGUUCACUUCCGUGUCCAGUUUGUUUUUGUUUUUUUAAUAUAUCUUUAUUAAUUUAAAAUAAAUACAUUUAUGAAAAACAGACGUACAUACAAGUAAACAAACAUACAAUCAAACAAACAAGUAACAGAAAAAUCAAACAAACCACCACACUAUAAGAUAUAAGAAGAUUGAUAUAAUUAUCAUCAUAUAUACUCCUGGUAUUGAACACAAUUAUAAAAUUUAUAGAAAAGAAAUUUAAAACUGACUUCCAAUUUAUCUCACUGUACUUUGUCUAUCCAUUACUGUUACAUAUUUCUUAUAUAAUUUCUUUUUACCUCCCUACAAACUUACAUUUAUACAAUAUAGGGAUCCGUCUAAUUCUGCCAAGAUGUUUCCUUUUAUUCCAUAGUUUUCUAAAUAUUCUUUAAAGAUUCUCCAAUCCUUAAAGGCUUUUUGUUUUGGCUGGCCUCUUACUCUUCCUGUCGCUUUUGCCAGCUGCAGAUAUUCUACCAUUAGGAUUUGCCAAUCUUCCAUGUUGGGUAUUGUUCUGUUUUUCCAGUUUCUUGCUACUAAAAUUCUGGCCGCCUUCUGUGUCCGGUUUGAAGUUUCACGUGUUGGUGUUCAAAGCCCUGAACAGCUCGGGCCCCCAAAGUCUGAAAGGCAGCCUCCUUCUCCGCAGACCCUCUUGGGUGCCCAGAUCAGCAGAGUGGCGAUUUCUCUGACUUCAGAUGCUUUAGGAGGGGGGUGGCGCUGGGGGAGGGGGAGGGUCUUCUGUGCAGCAGAUCCUAAGCCUUCGAACUCUCCCCAGAGAUACGUCAGGCACCUUCGCUAAACAGAUUUUGACAAAUGCUGAAGACACAUUGUUGUUUAUUUAAAUUUGUAUGCCGCCCUAUACCCUCAGGUCUCAAGGCAGUUCACGAGAUAAAACCACAAUAUAAAAAACACAAAGUGCAUAAUAAAAACAAAAACAGGAACAACCCAGUAAUCCCCCUCCCCUCCCCGAACACAUUUUAAAGGGGCAUUGGAGUUUUUGCCUGGUGUCUAAAGUUGUAUAAUGAAGGCUCCAGGUGAACCUCCCUGGGGGGAGAGCAUUCCACAGACAGGGAGCCACUGCAGAAAAGGCCCUGUUAUUGUGUUGCCACCCUCUGGACUUCUUGAGGAGGAGGUACACAAAGAAGGGCCUCAGAAGGUGAUCUCAGGGUCCAGGCAGGUUCAUAGAGAAAGAGGCAGUCCUUAAGGUAUUGCAGUCCUGAGUCGUUUAAGGCUUUAUAGGUCAAAACCAGCACUUUGAAUUGGGACUGGAAACUAAUUGGUAGUGAGUGCAGUCAGACCAGGACUGGUGCAUAGUAAUAAUAAUAAUAAUAAAUUAUUUAUACCCUACCCAUCUGGCUGGGUUUCCGCAGCCACUCUGGGUGGCUCGCCACAGAAUUAAUGAUAAUAAUAAUAAUAAAGCAAUAAAACAUCAGACAUUAAAAAUUCCCUGAACAGGGCUGCCUUCAGAUAUCUUCUAAAAGUCAGCUGUUUAUUUCCUUGACAUCUGAUGGCAGGGCAUUCCACAGGACAGGCACCACCACCAAGAAGGCCCUCUGCCUGGUUCCCUGUAACCUCACUUGAGGCAGGGAGGCGGACCUCAGUGCCCUGGUUGAACAAUGGGGGUGGAGACACUCCUUCAAGUUGCUCAAACCAUCUUGCUCUGGUGAGCAACCUGGCUACUGAAUUCUGAGGGGUAUAUUUUCAGAACCUGCCUUAUUUUUGUGACUGCAAAGCCUGUUUUAAAGUCUUAAGCCAGGCCUUUGACCAUGAAACAAUCUAUGACCUUUUAAGGGGGGGUGGAGUCUGUUAUUACAGGUUUUUUUCUGUGAUUUUUAAAUUACUACUAUGCUAUAUAAUGUUGUACACCACCAUAGGAUCUUUGGAUAAAGUGCAGUAUAUAAAUGGAAUAAAUACAAAAUAAAGCAAAAAGUGUUUUUGAUAUUGUAACCUGCCGUAGGACCUUAGGGUGAAUGGUAGGCAAUAAACUAGGGUGGUGAUUAUGAUAAUAUAUCAUUAUUUCAUAAAAUUUAUACUCAGCUUCAUUGUUUUUUAAAAAAUUAAUAAAACAAGAAAACUAUUUAAGAUUAUUAUUUUAGCCCAGGGUCUCCCAAACUUGGGACUCCAGCUGUUUUUGGACUACAAUUCCAUCAUCCCUGACAUUGGGUCCUUCUAGCUAGGGAUGAUGGGAGUUGUAGUCCAAAAACAGCUGGAGACCCAAGUUGGGGAAGCACUGUAAUCUAGCCAAAGGCCAUGACAAGUUUGUAGCCGUAAUAUUAACAAGAUAAGGCAGAACAUACACCUGCGAUAUAAACUGACAUCCGUGGUGUGGGCAAAAGGAGACACCGGAAAAUGAGCUUAAUUUCAAAUUAAACCUCCCAAUCUCCAAAGCAGCUUAUAGCAAUUUUAUCUAACUCAUUGUUCCCGAUCUUUUUUGCAGCCAGUGAUCAAAUUACUGGUAGCAACUGUCAAAACUUUUAAAAGCAAGCAAGCAAGCAAUGAGCUAUUAUUUCAGUGUGACGGCACCAGGGCAGUGCAGUCUGCAUGAAUCAUAAGAGUCCCAGAACCAUAGGGUUUGGAAAGGGACCUGAGGGUCAUCUAGUCCAACCCCCUGCCAUGCAGGAAUCUCAGCUCAACACGACCCCUUUUUCUUUCCUUCCCGCUCCCUCAGGCCUCGCCAACUUCGCUCAAAGGUGCGGCCGUGACGGCGGCCCAGGUGAACGCUGCAGCCACUGCCACCAGCGUAGCCUCCAUCGUCAACUCCAAUGACUCCCCUGCCAGCCGCCAAGCGGCCGCCAAGCUGGCGCUGCGGAAGCAGCUGGAGAAGACGCUGCUGGAGAUCCCUCCGCCCAAGCCGCCGGCCCCUGAGAUGAACUUCCUGCCCAGCGCGGCCAACAACGAGUUCAUCUACCUGGUGGGCUUGGAGGAGGUGGUGCAGAACCUCCUAGAAGCUCAAGGUAAGAAGAGGGAUGUGCACAGACAUUCUCUCCUCCAUCAAAAAUCCUUCUUUUCUCCUUUUUAAACUGGAAUCCAAGGCAUACGUUUAAAGCAGGGUGAUAUCCCUUUAAGCAGCUGUGGUGUCCCCCAAGGGAUUCUGGGAGCUGUAGUUUGAUAAGGGUGCUGAGAGUUGUUGGGAGGACCCCGCCCCCAUUCCCCUCCCAGAAUUCCCUGCGGAGAUGGAAGGAUUGCUAAUCCACUUCAUUUGUUUAGUAAGAAUAAGGGUAGGACUUGAACCAAUGGAUUCAGAUGACUAGAAACGCCACAGCAGGCAGAACAGCCUGAGCCCAAAGAAACCCAGACAUUUCCUUUAAAAUGUAAAACAUGCCUGUAAUGGUUCCAGGGGUUGCUCGUGCGUAAGCCGGUGCUUAUCUCCCCGGCUGGGUGCAAACACCUGGCUGGGUUGCCUAAGUGAACCUUUUCUGUCCGGACAGCCACUCACCUGUGGCUGACUCAAUCGCUGGCAGAAUCCGUCAGUGGGCGUUUCUUAAACUUCUUCCAGCAAAGAAGCUCUUUGACGCCUAGUCUCCUCCUACUCUCUCUGCGCGAAAGCCUUCUGCGCAAGGAGGGCGUGGGCAGCGGAGGACCCCUACUCUCCCCGCUGGUCCCAGGCAAGGAGUCAUGGGACCGCCUUGCCCCUUCCCCCAUCUGCCCCCCUUCUCCACUGGUGCUACGCUGAUUCUCUUCCCCAGAAGAUGGGCUGCUCCUCCCAAUCUCUGGACGCUCUCCGGAAUCCCUCUGGAUUUUGCUCUCUCCCUCCGGCACUGAUGGCAGUUCCCUGACAAUGCCCAUCUGACAUGUUGGGCCUCCAAAAAGAGGACGUGUCUGUCUGGGUUUUCCCAGACGUAUGGUAACCCUACAAAUGACAAUAAAGGAGAGUCCAACUGAACAUUAGGAAGAACUUUCUGAGGGCAAGAGCUGUUCAACAGUGGAACAGACUUUCUCAGAAGGUAGUGGGCUCUCCUUCCUUGAGGCUGUCAAGCAGAGGUUUCUGUCACCUAGGCACCAAAUGUCUCCUUGAACCAAGGUUGCAGUUGCCAGAAAGGAAUGUCCAGUUACCAUUGGGGGGGCAAGACGGCUCUAAAGUCUUAUUUUUCAAAUGUUGGACUGACCAUGAUUGAUUCUUAGUUAAACGUCUGGCUAGUUCAGAUGACAACCUUGAGCCUGGUUAAGAACUUUGAGAACUUAAAGAAGAAUCCAGGGGCAGCCCACAUAUUUAUUGGCCCAUUCCAUCCUGACUGCUCCUGCGCAAUGAAAGCAUUUUCGUUCCCAAAAUGCAUUCUGAUUGUGCAGGUAAAAUAUAACAGAUAGACUUCUACAGGAUGUGGUAUCAGUGUGCGAAAACCGUCCGGGUCCAAGGAUCCCCAGGCAGGCACUUCCAGAUGGUGGAGAGUCAGGUGCCAUCUUAGCGCCUGGGCAUCGCAAGCUGGCGAAUUUCCAACAGGGCUUGGGUGUGCUUUCCAGCUCUGCAAUUCUGUGACCAGCGUGCAUCCCACAACUUUGGGCAAUUGAUGGGUUGGGGGUGGGGAAAGGCUGUCCUGUUUCGUUUUUUCUUCUUCUGGGCUGACUUACUCUGUUUCUCCCUCCCCCUGCAGGCAAGGUUUCUGCUGCCCCUUCCUCUCAGGACCCCUACACAUGCGUCCAGUGCAAGACGGACUUCACCUGCCGGUGGCGGGAGGAGAAGAGCGGCUCCAUCAUGUGCGAGACAUGCAUGUCCUCGAACCAGAAGAAGGCGCUGAAAGCCGAGCACACCAGCCGGCUGAAGGCCGCCUUCGUCAAGGCCCUCCAGCAGGAGCAGGAGAUCGAGCAGCGGAUACUGCAGCAGGCGGCCUCCCCCGUCCAGACCAAACCCGAGCAGAUCGCACAGCAGCAUCACUCGCUCAAGCAGGUGGGGACACGGCACUUUCUCUAGCUUUUAGUUCAUAAGAACCGUAGCAUUGGAAGGGGCCCUGGGGGUCAUCUAGCCCAACCCCCUGCAAUGCGGGAACAGGCGGCUGUUCCUUACAGGAACUGAACCUGCAACCUUGGCGUUACCAGCAGCAUGCUGUAUCCAACUUAGCUUUCCAGUUAGUUUGUUCUGCAGGCCCAAGGGGAGAGCCAUUUCCCCACUUGUGCCAGGUGACAGUGGUAUAAAUAUACAAGAUCGUUGGCCGACCUCACAGGGUUGUUGUGGAGGAUGAGGCCUGGAGGAGGAGAGCCAUGUACUUGGAGCUCUCCUUGGAGAAAAGGUGGGAUAUAUGGUUCCGUGGUCGGGCAGGGCAAUAAAUUGGUAGAUCGUCCAAAACUGGUUUGAAGUCCAUAUGAUAGUGGUUUCAUAAUUUGUGACCGGGCAAUAUAUCACAAAUCAUGGUGUGUGUGCUGUGCAAAAAUCACAAUGUGAAGCCAGCCAAUGCCGCUACCUAGCUCCACAAUAUUUCAGACAUUGUGAUGCAUUGUAUAUGUUUAGCUGGUAAUAUAUCACGAUGUUGCAAACCAGAUAUUGCCCAGCCCUACUCAGUGGUAGAACCACCUGCCUUGCAAGCAAAAGAUCGCAGGUUCAAUCUUUGGUGCUUCCAAACAGGGUUGAGAAGGACUUUAUGCCUGAAUCCCAGGAGUGCUGCUACCAGUCAGUACAGUGGUACCUCUAGUUACGAACUUAAUUUGUUCCGGAGGUCUGUUCUUAACCUGAAACCUGAAACUAGAGGCGUGCUUUCACUAAUGGGGCCUCUUGCUGCCGCUGCACUGCCGGCACACGAUUUCCGUUCUCAUCCUGGGGCAAAGUUCUCAACUCGAGGUACCACUGUACAGACAGUACUGAGCUCGAUGGAGCAGUGGUCUGACUCGGUAGGAGGCAGCUUCCUAUGUUCCAAAUGUAAUAAAAUAAAUAAUAAUAAAAUAAGUUUAUACAAUUUGCAAUCAGAUGAACAGGGGUGGGUCCUAAAAUAGGGAGGGGUGGCUGGGUGUAAUGACUGGCCAGCUAAACCAGGUGAGGGGAGUCAGUGGGUCUCAAACCCACAGUUAGGGGCUUCUCCUGCAUGCGAAGAUCGGCUCCAGUGGAUGGAGCGGAUGAGACCAAGAGGGGUCCAGAAGGUGGUCUCUGCACAUGCUGUGGAGGGAAGUGAGGGGCAGAUGGGGCUCGUCCACCUGGGAAGGGAGCCCAUUAAAUAGAAGAAAGAUCCUUAACCUCUGCUGCCUUGCUGCCUGCCUCUCUCUUUGGGAGAAGAAAAGGCUCGGGAAUAAACCCUACACAAUUCCGAAGUAGAGUCCCUAAAACAGUUGGAUGACGUCUUGUCCGCCUCCUUCUGGCACCACCUGCAGCCCAGCUGGUGUCCACCAUCUUGCUCUGAUUUCCUUUGGACCCCCUCAGAGAGGCCGAGAGGGGGGUCUUGUCAUCUGGGCAGUCCAGGACUUUCAGAUACACUGCCCAGGCUUGCACCCCAGGGAGCUGCUGCUCACCAGUGGUUUGGUUUCACCGCCGGAGGUGCCCACCAUUGUCUCUCGAGACAAUGCCAGCUACAAUAUACCGUAUUUUUUGCUCUAUAAGACGCACCUUUUCCCUCCUAAAAAGUAAGGGGAAAUGUGUGUGUGUCUUAUGGAGAGAAUGCAGGCUGCGCAGCGAUCCCUCUUGCUGUUCUGGCUUCAAAAUUUUUUUUUUCCCUCCUCCAAAAACUUGGUGCGUCUUAUAGAGUGAAAAAUACGGUAAUACACAUGCGCACACCUCUCUUGGGUGCCAAGGACCAGGGGAAAGAGCUGUGUCUUCCAGCAUAUAGUGGAAGUGCUACGUGCACCUCUGUCAUACGGACCAACAGCUUGGUUCGGUUUCAGGCAGCUUCCUCUCUGCCUGUUUAAAACAAUGAGGGCUGGGAUCUUAACUUUGAUUUUAAGGGGAUGACCAUGACUCCGUGCUUGUAGAAGGUCCUAGGACUUGGGUAGGCUGAGUGUUGCCUGGAGCACCACCACUCAGGGCUAGACCACCUGUUAUGCAUGCAGAAGGUCCCAGGUCCGAUCCACAGUAGGGUGGAGAGACACCUGAGUCUGACACCCUGGAGAGAUGCUGCCGGCCCGUGCAGGAAAUACUCCACUAGCCAGCCGCUUGCAGUAUGAGCCCAACCUCCAUCAUCCUUACGGAUCUAGAACAGUGUUUCCCAAACACUGGCUGGUUUGGGACUACAAUUCCCAUCAUCCCUGAGCACUAGGGUGAUGGGGGUUGUAGUCCAAAAACAGCCAGGGACCCGAGUUUCCCAGAGUUCUCACAUGGGCACAGAGCGGGACUUUUGCUCCGGCCUCUCUCACCUUCCUCCUCUCUUCCCCUUUUCCCUCUCCCAGGCCUCCAGCCAGCUUCCCCGCAGCGCCAGCACCCCCCGCGGAGUGUUGCAUGCAUUUAGCCCGUCGCCCAAGUUGCAGAACGCCGCCUCCAGUGUGGCCGCGCUUGGCGGCAGGCAAGGUAAGCGUGCUCAGAGACCCGCCGGCAAAGGAAGUGCUUGCACUUGGAAGAAGACUCUCGUCAACGCAGGUAGACAACUCGCUCUCGAGAACACUCUUAAAAACAAAUAUUUGCCCUCGCUGGCUGAGCUCCCUUGCCCAGCCAGCCAACAGAGCAAGGCUGGCUCUUCUCUUCUCUUCUCUUCUCUUCUCCUGGGUGAAAAGGGUGCUUCUCUAUUCCUUUAAUUAGAAUUAUUACUUCUCCCUCCGUCUUCCCCUCCCUCUUCUUUCGUGCCUUUUGCAAAGCAUUCUGGGACUCCAAACCGCCUUGCAGAAUUUCCCUCCUGGGACGCUUUCUCUCUCUUUCGGUGGCUUCUCAGGGCCCUGCUUUUAAAACUUUGAUUUAUGAUUGUUUGUGUUUUUUGUAGAGUUGGGAGGGAGCCCAAAGGGUCACGUAGCCCAAACCCCUGCAGUGCAGGAAUGCAAUUUUUAAUUGAUUGGUUCACAUUUGCAUAUGGAUGAAAAGAAUCUCAUUGUCUUUUGGGAGGCUUGUGGUGGGGGGAGAGGCUGUAGCUCAGCGGCAAAGGGAUAAUACGACAAUUCAUAAUCAUAAUAAUAAUUUAUUAUUUAUACCCCGCCCAUCUGGCUGGGCUUCCCCAGCCACUCUGGGCAGCUUCCAACAAAAUAUUAAAAUACAGUAAUGCAUCCAACAUUAAAAACUUCCCUAAACAGGGCUACCUUCAGAUGUUUUUUAAAAGUCAGGUAGUUGUUUAUCUCUUUGACAUCUGAUGGGAGGGCGUUCUACAUGGCAGGUGCCACCACCAAGAAGUCCCUCUGCCUGGUUCCCUGUAACCUCACUUCUUGCAGUGAGGGAACCGCCAGAAGGCCCUCGGUGCUGGACCUCAGUGUCUGGGCAGAAAGAUGGGGGUGGAGACCAUGUUAGUGGUUUCUUUAAAAACCACAGACUCAAAAGGUUUGUGCUUUUUCACAUUGCCAGCAUAAAUGAUAAAGGAUCAGCAGUAACUGAUCCUUUUGAUACCUUGCAUUCUGCCCCUCCCCCCAUGUUUUUUAAUAGAAUAGCAGAAUUGUAGAGCUGAAAAGGACCCCGAGGGUCAUCUUGUCCAACCCCUGCAAUGCAGGAAUCUUUCUCGAGGUGGGGCUCAAGCCUCCGACCCUGAGGUUAAGAGUCUUUAAUAGUCUCGUGCUCUACCGACUGAGCUUUGCCUCCAAAACCAUCCACACGCUCCGGCAGAGUUUGCCAUUAGCGGGAACGAUUGUCAGUUACCACGUACCCUGUAUGUGCAGACCUGUGCUGUGCCACACACACACACACACACACACACGCCCUGACCCCCUCUUUCCUUUCUUUCUUCCCUCCCUCCAGGUGGGACGCUGAACUUUGUCAACCCCAGUCUCGCUGUGCAUAAAACUGCCGCCUCGGCUGUGGACCGCCAGCGUGAGUACCUCCUAGACAUGAUCCCCCCGCGAUCCAUCUCUCAGUCUGCCACGUGGAAAUAA